Pristis pectinata (smalltooth sawfish) is the source of this 2747-nucleotide messenger RNA. RefSeq names its product dual specificity protein phosphatase 6-like. Gene Ontology annotation, biological process: negative regulation of ERK1 and ERK2 cascade; positive regulation of apoptotic process; regulation of heart growth. Bases 440 to 1576 code for a protein of 378 amino acids. Lineage: Eukaryota; Metazoa; Chordata; Chondrichthyes; Rhinopristiformes; Pristidae. The record is from RefSeq and is a predicted model, not a curated record. The transcript is spliced from 3 exons. Gene Ontology annotation, cellular component: cytosol; cytoplasm. Gene Ontology annotation, molecular function: protein tyrosine/threonine phosphatase activity; MAP kinase tyrosine/serine/threonine phosphatase activity.
GGCGGCCGCUGAAUGUAUCUAUCGGUGAGGCGGGGCGGGGACGGCGGAGUGUUUCUAUUGAAGAAACGCCGAGCGCUGGCUGGCGGCUGUGGUGCAAGCGACGCGGCGCCAUCCAGGGUCAUUGAGAAAAAAAGGGACUGCGAGCGUUAAAUCUACCAUUCAGCAAUCCGAGCCCAGUCGCCGACAGAUGCAGUCCAGCUCGCUCCUUCUUGAGGGGGGGAAAUACAGUUUUUUCCCCAGACGAAUUUUGCAGUUAAAAAAUUAAUUUUUUUUUUGCAAUUUCAGGUUUUAUUUGCAGAGAAACAUUUUGCAAUUUGCAAAGACAUUUCUCUGCAAGUUGGGGAGAGGGGUGUUCCCAUUGAUAAAAAAAAAGUCGACAGGUUUGGCGGCCGUCUUGUUUUAAAACUGAUGCACAGUCAGUGAAUUUUGUUUUGCCCCCAUGUUAGAGAAAUUACCCUGCUGUCCGUUUGACUCGGAAAUGGCGAUCUGCAAGGCGACAGGCUGGCUCCACGACCAGUUGGAGCGAGGCAGCGACAGCCUGCUGCUGAUGGACUGCCGUGCCCAUGAGCUGUACGAGUCCUCACACAUCGAGGCGGCCAUCAGCGUGGCCAUCCCGGGCCUGAUGCUGCGGCGGCUCCGCAGGGGGAACUUCCCCGUCAAGUCGCUCAUCUCCAACAACGAGGACAAGGAGCGCUUCGCCCGCCGCUGCAAGACCGACAUCAUCCUCCUGUACGACGAGAGCUCGGCCGAGUGGAACGAGAACCUCAACACCACCUCUGUACUUGGCCUACUACUGAGAAAGUUAAAGGACGAAGGGUGUAAAGUCUUCUGCUUGGAAGGCGGCUUCAGUAAGUUCCAAGCGGAAUACCCGGCGCACUGCGAAACGAACGGCGAGAGUUCGUGUUGCAGUCACUCCCCCACGGUGCCCGUCCUGGGACUCGGCGGACUCCGCAUCAGCUCCGACUCGUCGGACAUCGAGUCGGACGCCCCGAACAGCGCGACCGAGUGCGAGAGCAGCCCGCUCUCCAACAAUCACCAGCCACCCUUCCCGGUCGAGAUCUUGCCCUAUCUCUACCUGGGCUGCGCCAAGGACUCCACCAACCUCGACGUGUUGGAAGAACACGGUAUCAAGUACAUCCUGAACGUCACCCCCAACCUCCCCAACCUGUUUGAGAACGCAGGCGAAUUUAAAUACAAGCAAAUUCCCAUUUCAGAUCAUUGGAGCCAGAACCUUUCCCAGUUUUUUCCUGAAGCGAUUGCAUUUAUAGAUGAAGCUCGUAACCAGAGCUGUGGUGUCCUGGUGCACUGCUUGGCUGGCAUCAGCCGAUCAGUCACAGUGACCGUGGCCUACCUGAUGCAGAAGCUGAACCUCUCCAUGAACGAUGCCUACGACAUCGUGAAGAUGAAGAAGUCCAACAUCUCCCCCAACUUCAACUUCAUGGGGCAGCUGCUGGACUUUGAGCGGACGCUGGGCCUCAGCAGCCCCUGCGACAACCGGGUCCCCACCCAGCCCCUCUACUUCACCACCCCCACCAACCACAACGUCUUCCAGCUCGACUCGCUCCAGUCCACUUGACCUGAUGACCCAACGCCGACGGAAGAGGCUGGGGAGGAAUUUUUAAAGGUCGAAUCACUGACACAUAACGGGGUCGACCUGGCUCUGGAAAAGAAUAACUGAUCUCACUGAAAGCAGCUUGACUCUUGUCCAAGCAGCCUAUUGUGGAAAGGGGGGGUUGGUUUCCCUGACCUUUGACUUUGAGGCCGUUGAUGGUUCACAAGGUUAGUUGGGAAAGUGCAGUGGCUGAAAGCUUUGCAGUCUAAAGAAGGGACAAAAAAGAGGUGUCAGGUGUAGCACUUGUGCUCCCGCUCAAUGCUCUCUUUUUCCGUCCUACUGGUAACUAAAUGUGUCUUCAGUGAAGACUUUGUCAAUUCACACUAGUAGGGAAAAGUAAAAAAAAGUUUUGUGGAGUUCUGGAACUGGCCACGAUUUUGUCUCUGUACUCGUGAUCUUGUCGAGUAUCUCACAGCAUGACUUCUGUAUAUAUUGUCUGCAUACAAAUCCAGUGUCAUAAUCGAAUGUCAGCUGAGGUUCUGUACUUUUGGACAGGGUGUUAGAAGGAAUCUAGCUUCCUGUAAGGUACUUGCUUGUAUUGAAUCUGUUCUACCUGCUGACUCAUGGGACUGACAGUUUGGAAGUGUGUAACUAUGUAAAUCAAUGUUAUGUUUUGAUUCAUUGCUGGGACAGUAUAUGCCAAAAAUCAUUUUCUUCAACUGUUCUGCUUUGAUAUGCUUUAUCUACGUGUGAGUGUAAUUUAAAGCUGCUUUUUGAUUUAUUCCCUUUAUAUUUUGUCUAUUCUAAACUGAGAGCCUUGUUUAUGUGUAUAUAGUGUUUGUGUUUUCUUGCUUAUGAACGAGUAGACUGUUCUUUGGAUACAGGGGACCCAGACUGUUUCUUCGGGUUUUAAUUUGGACAAUGCCCAAGUCAUACAGUGCAUUACCUCUGUGCAGACUCUUCAGGGAAAUUAAUUGUGAAUGCAAUAGAUUUUUUUUCUAAGUCUGUAUUUAAAACUGGAAAGCCAGUACUGUAUGUAUGCAAUGCACUUGCUGUAGUUCAGUAGCCAGUGGGAAGCUGUUCCCCAUUCUGUUGUCACAGGCGGCUUAAUGUGGAAUGGGGAUUUAUUCUAAGAAUGAUUGAUUGUAUUAUACUAAGUUAUUAAUAAAUAACUAUUUUGCCUAUAUAGAACCUC